GUCGAGUCGUUUUUCAUUGACUCACAUACGGCCAGAAUGUACCGAUACGACGGUUUUGUAGCCGCUAAACGUCGUGCAAAGUCGUGACUAAUAUCAGCUGAUCUGCAUCGGACAUAACCAGCGCGUUAUUAAUUUCUAGAUGACGAAGGGUUGCGCUCGCAGAGGACCAGCGAUUUCAGGUGCUAAGGACACAGUGUGGGGAUUUGCACCAAUUGUUAGGUUAUAUUUUUGUUGACAAGCCUGGCAGUGACAUCAUGUGCUCACCUCGGACUUUAUACCUGUCAGUUAUUUAAUAAUAAAUGGAUCUACGAGUCGUGGGGAAGCGUAGGACUGUUUUUGACUGAAAAAACUUCGUCGAUGGCUGAGCAGUGAUAAAAACUGUGAAAAUGGCACUGUAUGAUAAUCCUCACUGGCUCCUCUCCCACAUUAGAGAUAGUUUUAUCUCUACCGAUGACACAGGAAUGUGUGAGAUGGUCAUGGUGAGAGAUGACAUACCAAAAGAUAUGCAAAGUAGCGGCACCCUGUAUGCAUAUCCAGGAGCUGAAGAUAGUGAUGAAGAAGAUCUUGACGCUAUGGCAGAUUCUUAUGAUAUUCAAAUGGAUAUGGAAUUUAGCCAUAGACAGAGAACAAACACAGCUCAGCGCUUGGAGAAAUUAGAUCUUGAGAGAAAGAAGGCUUCAAAGGUUAAACACAUUAAAUGGGAAAACAAUCCUACUUCGAUUACUUUAGAGCAGCAAAAAGAAUUAUUUAAGGGUAAAGAUUUUAGGAAUAAUAGACAAAAUAUUCAAAGAAAAUCUCUAUUUGCUGAGCAACUAGAAAAGUGUCCUGAGCUUCCACAGAACCCAUUUGUUGAAUAUGCCAGAUUUGAUGGCAAUUCACAAAUUGGUGCUCCUGUAAGAAAGUACAGAAUAUUUAUGUGUAUGCUUCCUAAAGACCAAAGAUCUUACCCACUGCAUGUUGUUGUCCUUGCCAAUGCCAAAGUUCAACAGGUUAUUGGACUGAUUUGUUAUAAGUACAUAAGUGAACAUCCUGAUCAUCAUAUUCAUGAAGAUAUUAGUAAGUAUGGAUUAUAUAUCACAGAAGAUGACGGAGAAGUUGACUGGGAUUUUCCUUGUUUGGAUCCUACAGAAGUUAUUGCUAAGUUUGAAUUUUCUACAUUGGGACUUGUAGAAAUGAAACCAAGUGAUAAAGCCAGACACAGUACAGUAAAAACAAUCACGGAACAAAAGAAAGAGAAUGAAAAGUUAGAAAAAAUACAGGAGGAAGUCGCGAAAGAUCUUGCUAAAAUGCAGGGUCACACUACUGCUAUGGAAGCUCCAUUGUAUCAACUAUAUAGGGUAUACAUCAUAAACAAAGUUAGAGCAAAGACUGAAAUACAUCUUGGAAUUUCUGGAGAAAAAAUAGAAAUUGAUCCUGUUAUCACUGGUAAGAGAGCAAGUCGAUUUUGGCAUAGGCAAAGAGCCGUUAGCUAUCACAUGGACAAUGUUGCAUGGUGCGAGUUAACAGAAAACAAGGGAUCAAAGACAACCUUUACACUGGUGUAUACACCUCACACUUCCAUAACCUUGGACGGUUUAAAUGUUUCUAUUAGUCAUACGCAGUCUCUCAGAAGGUCAGCAUCAUUUAAAAACCAUGACUUUGAGGCAGAAUCUACUACAGCUGAAGAGAUUGUUAGGAAAAUAAAUCAUAUACUUGAGUUAAGAAGCAGUUCUUCCAGAAAGGAGUAUAUAGCCCAGAAGGAGCGCAAAGCUUCUAGAAGAAAGAGCUUCCACAUUCACAGAUGACCACUCUAUCAAUUUUUGCGUACUGUUAUUGUUGAAUUUUUGAAAAAACUUUAAUUCCAGGUGGUAAUGACCUUUGAAGAAAAGAUAUUAAAAAUAUAACUUAAUUAUGUUUAUUUAAUUCUAA
Molecule: messenger RNA, 1908 nt
Organism: Nasonia vitripennis (jewel wasp)
Lineage: Eukaryota; Metazoa; Arthropoda; Insecta; Hymenoptera; Pteromalidae
Gene: Sin1
Product: stress-activated map kinase-interacting protein 1
Exons: 7
Coding region: 387-1784 (465 amino acids)
Biological process (GO): TORC2 signaling
Cellular component (GO): cytoplasm; plasma membrane; TORC2 complex
Molecular function (GO): phosphatidylinositol-4,5-bisphosphate binding
Source: RefSeq, a predicted model, not a curated record